GACAAUUGUAGUUAAUUAAUUGCAUUAUUACACUACUUGGCCACAUUAUUUGUGUGAUUUUGUGGAUAAUUGUUGCAGACCUUUCAAGGUAUGGUUUCCACAUCUGUAGGCUCAGCAGGAGAAGAUGAGCGGUACAAAGCUAACGGUACAUCGUCGUGCAUACGACCACUUAUUUCUUCAACCUCGAGCAACUCCCCAUGCUCUCCUCCUUGUCCUAUAGCCGACUGGCUACUGAGAAAGGGAACUCUUUCUCUUAUUGCUUCCGCAAUCUACAUCAGUUUAGUUGUAAUAUGCAUAUGUUCGUUCAUUGUUUUCUAUACUUGGGCAAAAGUGAAAGAAUUGCGUCAGUUUCCGCACUCGAUUACUUUGCUCACGGUAGUUUUCUACCUAGUGACAGCGGUACAUUUUGCUAUUAUAUUUUUCGUGGGACGCCGUGGUACCUACUGCUCGCACAGCGACGCAUUCGGCACGUCGGAGAAUCCAAGUACUCUUUGUAUCGUUCAAGGCAAUUUAUCUUUCUAUUCACAAUAUUCUGAUGCUUUGGUAGCUGCCUAUAAUGAGUGACAAUUUUGCAUAUAUGAGCAAAAGUUUUCUUCGUGAUUCCUACAAAAGUGAGAAAGCAAAAUCAAAGAAAAUCGAGAUAAAAACAUAAAGAAGUACAAA
Corticium candelabrum is the source of this 663-nucleotide messenger RNA. RefSeq lists its product as uncharacterized. The transcript is spliced from 5 exons. The record is from RefSeq and is a predicted model, not a curated record. Bases 91 to 564 code for a protein of 157 amino acids. NCBI's taxonomy places the organism in Eukaryota, Metazoa, Porifera, Homoscleromorpha, Homosclerophorida, Plakinidae.